This is a messenger RNA of Antrostomus carolinensis (chuck-will's-widow), 1488 nucleotides long. RefSeq names its product septin-10. Gene Ontology annotation, molecular function: GTP binding. Lineage: Eukaryota; Metazoa; Chordata; Aves; Caprimulgiformes; Caprimulgidae. The record is from RefSeq and is a predicted model, not a curated record.
AUGUGGAAAGAAAACAACCAAAGAGCCAAACAAAAUGAUGGCUAUCGAACUUUAUCCUUGUCCGGCCAUGUUGGUUUUGGUAGUUUACCUGAUCAGCUGGUUAAAAAAUCCAUCAAGCAGGGCUUCUGCUUCAACAUUCUUUGCAUUGGGGAAACUGGAAGUGGGAAAUCAACCUUGAUAAACAGUUUGUUUAACACCAAUUUUGAUGACUCUGUGUCAACGCAUUUUUUGCCAAAUGUACGACUUAGAGCCCAGACUUAUGAACUCCAGGAAAAGAGUGUUCUUUUGAAACUGACUGUUGUAAAUACAGUGGGAUUUGGUGACCAGAUAAACAAAAGAGAUAGCUAUCAGCCAAUAGUGGAUUAUAUAGAUGCACAAUUUGAAUCCUAUCUCCAGGAAGAACUGAAAAUUAAACGUUCUUUAUUUAGCUACCAUGAUACUCGCAUCCAUGUCUGCCUCUAUUUCAUUUCACCUACAGGCCAUUCCCUAAAAGCCUUAGACUUGCUAACCAUGAAAAGACUAGACAGCAAGGUGAACAUUAUACCAAUUAUAAGCAAAGCAGACAGCAUUUCUAAAACUGAACUACAGAAGUUCAAGAACAAAAUAAUGAGUGAAUUAGUGAGUAAUGGCGUCCAGAUAUACCAGUUUCCAGCUGAUGAUGAAACCGUUUCUAAAAUUAAUACCGUCAUGAAUGGGCAUUUGCCAUUUGCUGUAGUAGGAAGUGUAGAAGAGGUGAAAAUUGGAGACAAAAUGGUGAGAGCUCGUCAGUACCCUUGGGGCAUUGUACAAGUGGAAAAUGAGAACCACUGUGACUUUGUGAAGCUUCGUGAGAUGCUUAUUUGCACAAAUAUGGAAGACUUAAGAGAGCAGACUCAUGCACGACAUUAUGAGUUGUACAGACGCUGCAGACUGGAAGAGAUGGGCUUCAGAGACAUUGGCCCUGAGAACAAACCAGUCAGGCUUCCAUGUUCUAAGUCUUAUGUAGAUAGGAAAACUAUAUGUCACAGCUAUGCUUCUGUAGAAAGUUUACAGGAAGCCUAUGAGGCAAAGAGGCACGAGUUCUACCUUGAACUGCAAAGAAAAGAGGAGGAGAUGAGACAACAGUUUGUACAGAGAGUGAAGGAGAAAGAAGCAAUAUUGAAAGAAGCAGAGCAACAGAUACAGACUAACUUUGAACAUCAUAUGCUAAUGCAUCAAGAAGUGAAACUGAAAUUAGAGAAAAAGAAAAAAGUUCUAGAAGACGAAAUAGCUAUGUUUAUUGAGAAGAAAGCUAAUGCUGAAUUACUCCAAUCACAAGCAUCUGUCUCUACCCCUGUUAGUUUGAAGAGAGACAAGGACCGCAAAAAGAAACAAGGUUUUUGACUUGAACUGUUGUGCUUUGAUGUCAGAAAUGAAAAAAUUGUGAAUGUUCAUGAACAGAACGAGAGGGAGAGGGAUAAGUUAAGCAGGGAGAAAAUUCACCCAGGGAAUUCCAGAAAUAGUAUUUGA